AUGGCCACUCUGAAGUUUGUUAAUUCUGUAUGGCAGUCGUUCAGGGCUACAUCGGGAUUAGAGCCGAGGCUCCUCAACAAUCUGCGAGUGACCGCCGCUCGGCCUGGGACGGUCAACUUUGAGCUCAACAUUGAGAAGGAUCACACAAACCGUUUGAAUAUCCUCCAUGGCGGUACCAUUGCCAGCAUGGUUGAUCUCGGUGGCUCACUUGCAGUUGCUUCCAGAGGACUAUAUUCCACUGGUGUUUCAACAGACUUGAACGUCACCUAUUUGAGUUCAGGUGGGAAAGUGGGAGACACAAUCCGAGCUGAGGUCUCGUGCGAUAAAUUCGGGAAAACCCUGGCAUAUACUUCUAUUAAAUUUUUGAACGACAAAGACCAGGUCUUCGCCCGUGGCAGUCAUACAAAAUACGUUGCGCUUGCGUUCAAAGACCCUCAAAACAUUGUCGAGCAACUGAAAUCAUCAAAUGAGUCUUCAUAG
Messenger RNA from Talaromyces rugulosus, 480 nucleotides. RefSeq lists its product as uncharacterized. NCBI's taxonomy places the organism in Eukaryota, Fungi, Ascomycota, Eurotiomycetes, Eurotiales, Trichocomaceae. Gene Ontology annotation, molecular function: fatty acyl-CoA hydrolase activity. The coding region runs from base 1 to 480 and encodes 159 amino acids. The transcript has 10 exons. The record is from RefSeq and is a predicted model, not a curated record.